Acanthocheilonema viteae is the source of this 786-nucleotide messenger RNA. The record is from the annotation of a GenBank genome assembly. NCBI's taxonomy places the organism in Eukaryota, Metazoa, Nematoda, Chromadorea, Rhabditida, Onchocercidae.
AUGGAAAAAAACAACAAUUGCGAUCAACCUCUAGAUGGAGUGGGUCAAGAAAUAUGGAGUUACUUAAUAAAAAAUUGGUCAACGAACGUGACGGAACUACCACGGUUAGAGUUAUUAGCAAUACUCAUUGGAGUAAGAGCGGUACAAUUUGUAAUAACUCAAUUAGAAUUCGAAAAUGUACCGAUAACGGUAUGGUCAGAUUCCAAGUUCGCACUGCACUGGAUCAAAAACCAUUCUCGACUAUUACUAGUUUCCAUACAAAAUCGUAUGGAGGAAAUAAGGAAAACAAAAGCUUCCUUUCGCUAUAUACCAAGUAAAGAUAAUCUAGUUGAUAUCGCAACGAGGGGAAUAUCUCCAAUAAGGCUGAGAAAUUGCGAAUCAUGGUGGAAAGGACCACUCUGGUUGUCAAAAAAAGAAAGUAAAUGGCCUCAAUGGAAAUAUGAAUUUAAUGAGGAAUAUGAAAACGAAGGAAUAAGUAAAAGUUCUACAACAAUGAACACAACGAAAGUGAUAGUAGAUAGAAAAUUUCGAUUAGUUGAUGCAAAUCGAUUUAGUACAUGGUCGAGAUUAUGGAGAACAACUGCACGAGUAUUAAAAUUCAUGAAAAUCAUAUCAAAGGAGAAGUUCACAUGUUUGAAGGAUGUAUCAAAGAAACCAUUAAUAACAACGUUGGAUCGUGAACCAGCCAUGAGAGUCCUAAUCACUCAAGCACAGUUAGAAGAAAUGACGGAAAAAGAGAUAGUAAAAUGGAAAGUAUAUUAUCACGAAAUCGAUCACUAUUGGAAA